AUGACGCAAAUAAUAAACGAUGAAAAACAAUUAAAACUAUCUCUAACAAAAAUUAUCAACAUAGUUGAAGAAUGUAUACAGAAAUUCAAGUCCUAUGAUCAACAAACACGUAUACAAGCAGAAACGUCCAUUGCAGAUGAUAAUCUGCUAGAAAACUCUCAAUUGAAUAACAAUAUCUAUACAUUUACAUUGAAUGACGAGACAAACGAACUUUUACAAGCUUUAACAUCGAAUAUUGAAACCAUUCUUAAUGAAGAUUUCGAAAAAUUAUCACAGAUAUGUUUGAAUUAUCUAUUAGAUGUUCUUCAUACAUAUCAUUACGAUCGCGAACGGCGACAAUUUCUUCCACCCUUAAACGUAGGUGCAUUACAUUCAUUUGUUCUUGAAAUAAAGGGUUUAUUAGCUUCAUCCGAAGCAUUUCCAGCAGCAUUCAAUGGUAAUCUAGAAAUAGUGAAAAAGUUUAUUGAAGAAUAUCCAACAUUUAAGGAUAAACCAGGAUUAUGGGAAACAACGUUAUUAUAUUCAGCUGCAAGAAAUAAUCAUUUUGAAAUUGUUAAAUAUCUGAUUGAAGAAGCGCAUUGUUCUGUCAAUGCACAAAAUCAACGUGAAGUUGAGUUUGCAUUGAAUACUUCUUCAACAAAUUAUACUCCACGGCCUACAGCAGCUUCGACAGCUCUUCAUGCGGCUUGUUUUUACAAUCAUUUGAAUAUUGUACGAUAUUUGGUUCAGCACGGUGCUGAUUACUUUAUUCAAAAUCAAGCCCAUGAAACGCCUAUUUAUAAUGGAGAACGAUAUAACGAUAUAAAAAAAUUUUUUCAAGAUUAUCUUAUCGUGGGCUAUUCUAUUGCAGCCUCAGCAAUUCUACCUGAUCGAACUAUCAUGAAUAAUGAUUACCGUCCAAUACGAGAUUCAAUAUGGGAAUACAAACCAUUUCAAGAUCUAAAAUGGUAUAGAUUUACAGCGGCUGAAGCAACUAUAUUACACAAUGCUCUAUUACCAUCCGACGAACUUCAGCAGCAAGUUUAUUUGACAGUAACCAACGGUUUAUACAGUGUAUCGAUUCUUGAAUUUGUACGAUCUGGAAAACACGAGCAAGAUCCACAAAAAAAUAUGGCGUGGAUUAGAUGCCGGGGGUCUAGUAUUUUAAAUUUUGAUUGUAGUUCAAUCUGGCAUAUUAUGUUAUUUCAACAUCAAAAAGUAAACAAGGACACAGAUAACACACCAUCAUUAAAAAUACAAGAGUUUCCAGUUAUGCGUAAUAGUCGUUUUAAACUUCAAUUAAAUACUUGGUAUAGUUGUGAUGACAAAACAACUUCAUCCAUAGAUAAUGCAAUGAAUUAUCGAAGAAAAAUUAUUACAAUUGAUAUACCUUAUAUUGGUGAUAAGCUGACAUUUAAUUUACAAACAUUUGAAUUUUCAAAUGACGACAAGACAAUUCUGGGAUAUAUUCGAUGGAUUCCAAAACUUAUAUCAAAUACUGAAUACAAGAAUAAAAAACUUGUACAUGUUGAUAAUUACCAACCGAUGGCAAGUAUACAGCCGAUUCCUUUAACUACGCAACGUAGGGAACAAGUUUUACAAGUGAAAAAUACUGACCAACAGCAUACCAACGGGAUUGAAAAUCACGAUGAUGAAGACGAGACUGGCUUACAAAUUGCGACAGUAUACGGAACAGAAAAUGACGAUGAGGCUGAUGAUGAUGAUUUUGAAAAUACGAAUGAAAAAAAUGACACAUCACCAAAGAAUAAUGGUACUUGGACUAUUACUGAUCUUGAUGAUGACACGACGUUUAUUAAUUCCGAGCCUGGUCUGCCAAAUAAUGUUACUCCAAAUACAUUAAUUCGCGAAGAUUCAAAAAUUCCUGAGGAUUUUUUUCGUGACGCAAAUGAUAAAGUCAAACAGCCUGGUUUCACCGAGCGAGCGAAUUCUACGUUACAAGCUGACGCAUCUGCUGCUAUUGCUUUACAAUUUGCAUCGGAAAUACAAGAAUUAAAAGAUCAAAUUGAAAAAGAGAAAUUAAAAGUUGAACAAGAAAAGCAAUCGCAAGACAAAAUGACAAAAGAGAAAGAAAACGAACUGAAACAAAUAAAUAAAUUAUUGGGAAAACUUCAACAACAAUUAGUUAACAGGGAAGCUCACGAACAAAAAUUGAACAAUUUAAUGCAGCAAAUUAUCGGUAUCGACUAUAAUAAUAUCGAAUCAAUUAUUGCAAAUAUUUUUCUAUUUGGCAAAGUUAAAAAUAUUAUCGAUCAUCUUAAAGAUAAACAUCCUGUCGAUAUUUAUUUCGUAGGAAUACCAAAUAUUACCGUUACCGAUAGCAAUGAUCUUUAUUGUAUAUCAGUGACAGGAACGAAAGCACAUCAUGAUGAAUUUAAAUGUAUUCUAGAACGAAUACAAAAGUUAUCAAAUGCUACCGAACUAGCGAAAAAAUCAUAUCAACACCAAUUGAAUUCAAAAUUAGGAUCGGUUAACUAUAUAAUGACAAAACAAAUUCGUUCCUCGGAAGAUUGGAAACAUUACACUAAGUAUUAUCAACAAUUACUGAAAAAUAAAAUUGAAGAUUUUGUUAAAUUAUAUGAUGAGUAUAUAUUACAAAAAGCAAAACUAAUGAUGAACGAUUGUAUAAAAGAUGUCAAUUUUCAAUCGCAAAGUCAAUUGAAAAAAUUAACUGAUAUGUACAUGAAGAAAAAACAGUUCCUACCUGAAUUAGAAAUAUUAAAAUGUGAAGCCUUAGAUGAAUACGUAAAACAACAUGUUUUAUCUGAAAGAGUAAAAUUUGAAAAGAAACCAUCGAAGGAAUCUCUCGGCACCAUGCAUGAUUUGAUUGGUAAAGUCAAAAAAGAAUUUAAAACAAAUCCAACUUAUAGCGGUUGCCAUGUAGAACAAUUUAAGAAAAUCCCAAAAGUAUUACAACGAAUCAUGUUAUACUAUCGAUGUUUUCUUCUACAAUUACCCUUAUAUGAAUCAGCGAAAACUUUAUUACAAAAAAUUAAAGAAAACACAGUCGUUACGAUAGCAACGUCUACUGGAUCUGGUAAAUCAAGUGUAUUACCACCUCUACUGAUUGCUGAAGGUUAUGAUAAAGUUAUUGUUACGCAACCUCGUCGGUUACCGUGCACAGCAAUUUCCGAACGCGUUAAUGAAACUAUGAUGACAAAUAAAAAUGAAUUGCCAAUUGCUGGAUGGGUGGUCAGCGGUGAUGAGUGCGAUGUAAAUGCUCGAAUUUUAUAUUUAACAGAUGGUCUAUUGAAAGAACGUUUAUUGCACGAUGAAAAUUUGAUCGCGCAACAAGCAAACAAUAAAACCAUUGUGUUUUUUCUUGAUGAAGUUCAUGAAAGAUCAGUUAAUAUUGACCUUUGUUUAGGAUUAUUUGCACGUCUUCUAACAAAUCAACCUGAGAUUAAAUCUAAAGUAAAAAUAAUUAUUUCAUCAGCAACAUUAGAUACAUCUGUGCCAGCACUAUACAGUCGAAUACCUCAAUUGAAAUUCGAUGAAUUCAAAAUGCCGACAUUGGGAACGUUACAUCCUGUAACCAAAAUUCCACGGCCCAAUCAAAAUAUAUUAGAUUUAGUACAAGAAUUAUGUAAAAAAAAACAACGUCAUGAUCAAAUAUUAUGUUUCGUCAGUAGUGUAUCAGAAGUAAAACAAUGUUGUAAUCUUUUAGAAGAAAUCAGUCAUGGAACACUUAUUGCUUAUCCUUUAAUUCAAUCACAAUCAGCAGCUGAUCAACAGAAUAGUAUCGAACAAGGAAGUAUUUUCUUUUCAACAACUGUUGCUGAAACAUCGCUUACAUUUCCAUCAUUGAAAUAUGUUGUUGAUACAGGCAUGAUUAAUAUUCCUGUUUAUAAUUCUGACAAAAAAGAAACAACUUUAAUGGAAAUUCGAGCUGCUGAAUCAACAAUUAAACAACGUUUAGGUCGACUAGGACGAACAAAGCCAGGGGAAUAUUAUUCAUUAUAUGACUUUCAAGUUGAAGAUAAAAAAUAUCCGACGCCACAAAUAUGUCAAUCAGAUUUAAUUAAUAUUGAAUUUUCAUUAAGAAAAUCUUUAGUAAAAAAUGGACUUCACUUUAUGAAAAAGUUUCUCCCGAAUUCUCCAGAUUCAAAAGCAAUCAAUGCAGCCAUAGAAGAAUUAAAGCGCUUAAAUAUUGUAAAUUCGAAUGAUAAAUUUACUUCAGUUGGUGUUGCAAUUUGUAAAUUACCUGAUUUUGGGUCAUUAGCUAUGUCAAAAGCUGUUCUAUCUGCAUUAAAUCAACACAAUUGUGGACGAGAUCUUAUUGUUCUUUCAUCAAUUUUAAGUGUUUUAAAUACAUCAUCAGUAUUAAAGGCAAUACCAAGUUCUAUGAAAAGAAGUGAAGGUGAUUUUAUGUCUUUAUUAAAUGUUAUGAAUGAAAUUCUCCUAGUAAGAAAAAGUGUACAUGCUCAACAAUUUAGAUUAUCUAAAGUAUGCCAAGCUAAGAAUUUAACACCAAUCCUGCAUAUAUUAAAACAAGCAUUGCGGCGAUAUGUUAAUUUAGAGAAGUCAUUUAAUCUUUCCGCUGAAUAUCGUGAAAAAGCACAAGUAUCCAGUGAUGAUUGGGAAUCGAUUGCAAAAUCGUUAUUAAACGGAUAUGGAGAAAAUGUCUUUGUGUCAAUGAAAGAAUUACAAGGAAGAACUCAUAUAUUUACACGAUAUUCUCCUCCUAAACACGACGAAGCUGUUUUAGAUCUACAAUCGACUCUUACACGAGCAAUCUCGUCGGCACCCGUUUCACUUGUUCUUGCACGUGACAUUCGUUUUUCAUCUUCUAUUCGACAUACAGCUGUUUUAUCAUUUGUUGGCGAAAUUCAGUCACAAUGGAUUGAGUAUCGUCUUAGUAGGAAUAUAACAUUAAACACAGCUGAAGAAACGAAAUUAAAUCAAGAUAAUAUAUUGGGAACAACAAAACAAGCAUUUCCUAAUAUUCAAAUACAAUUAAAUAAUCAUAUUCUCACUUUAGAAGGUUCAGCAGGUUCUGUUCUCGACGCUGAACUCAAUAUUUUACAACAAUUGGUUGUAGAAAUGAAAUUUACAUUGGCAAAUAUGUACCCAACUAGCGCAACAGCUGAUCAUGCUCGUAUGAAAAGAAAUCUCGAAGGUGUUUCGAAAAUGCCUUCUAUAUUUAGGCCAAUGAAAUGGCGUUGGGAAGCUCAACAUCAAGUUAAAAUAACAGUCAAUAAUAACGUAGGAAAUCAUGAAUGUGAGAUAACAAUUGAAGGGCGAGAUUCACAAAAUCAAUUAGUACAAAAAGAAUUUCAAUCGUUCUUAGGAUGGUUAAAACGUUGUGCUGUUAUUAGACACCCCAACGCAGGCGUUCCACCACGAAUUAUUAAACCAGCCAUGCGUAAAUCAUGUCUAGAUAUGGAAGAAAAAAUUUCACAUAUCACUGAUAGUAAACGAACAUCAAUUGAAUUAUGGAAAGGUUUGAAAGGUUCAAAAGCAACGCGCGAAACUCGAAUGGAAGUGGUUGCAUGGAUAGCCGUAUGUAAAUUUGAUUGUCGACUUGAAGGUGGUUUUGUUCGUGAUUGGAUUGUUGGAAAUUACACUGCUCGGCCAAGUGGAUACCCAUCGACAUGGGUGACUUAUCAAACUAAUGCAACUGGUACAAUACUUCCUUAUCUGGACAAGGAUUUAAUCCCAUCAGAUCUUGAUUGUCAUUUGCCAUCACAUAAAUCUUUUGAUAUUGAUAAAUUCUUGGAUAACUUACAUAGAUAUCAAAUUGAAUAUACGGUGUAUCGAGAAGAUUGGCGUUAUAUAAUACUAUUAGAUGAAAAUGCUAAAACUGGUCCAUUUACCAUGGAUUUAAUUGAACCUCAUGUUGCUAUAACACAAGAUCUAAUCGAUUUUGAUGUUAGCAAUUUAUCAUUAGAAAAAGAUUACACAAAAGAAUUAGGAAUGAGAGUUGAUAUUACAUAUAAACCAUAUUCUAUUGAAUUGGAAACUAUUGUCGAUAAUAUCAAAAAUAAACGCUUUCAAGUAUUACGUCCAGUUGAUAACUAUGUGCAAGUUCGUAUUGAUAAAAUGAAAAGCCGAGGUUGGACACAACUUGGACAACCGAUGCAUGUCAUUCCUAAUCCUCCACCGAAAUAUCAAGUUGUUCUUGUUCCAUUACCAGAAUCAACGGACUUAUAUCAAACAUUAGUUCAACAAAUGAAAUCCUAUAUUAACAAUCAAGUAAAAGUACUGUCUAUUGAGCAAAUAAAAAAUCCCUUAUUAGAAGAAGCUUAUUUAGCAAUGAAAGAAUUAAUUGCUAAACAAUGCAAGGGAAAAAUUCCAAAUGAACGCGAACUAUUCCAUGGAACCAAAGGUGAAGCUAUCGAUGGAAUAUUAAAUGAUGGAUUUGAUGAUCGAUAUUGGGGAGGAAAUUUUUCAAAAUGCAAAUGGGGUCAUGGUGCAUAUUUUGCUGACAAUCCAAGUGUUUCACAUAGAUAUACUGAAGCCAAUACAAAUGAUCAAACACGUAUCAUGUAUUACAAUAAAGUUGUUCUGGGAAAUGAAUCGAUACUUCAAGAACAAAAUAGUGAAUUAAUGUCGGCACCCAGAGGUUAUCAUUCAACGCAUGGACACUUUCCAGGUCAACCAAAUGACGACGAAUAUAUUGUAUAUCGAUAUGGACAAGCAUUACCCUAUUUGAGAAUAACUUAUAAAGUUUAA
Molecule: messenger RNA, 6672 nt
Organism: Rotaria socialis
Lineage: Eukaryota; Metazoa; Rotifera; Eurotatoria; Philodinida; Philodinidae
Source: the annotation of a GenBank genome assembly